Arabidopsis lyrata subsp. lyrata is the source of this 726-nucleotide messenger RNA. Its product is annotated as agamous-like MADS-box protein AGL29. The coding region runs from base 1 to 537 and encodes 178 amino acids. Lineage: Eukaryota; Viridiplantae; Streptophyta; Magnoliopsida; Brassicales; Brassicaceae. Gene Ontology annotation, molecular function: DNA-binding transcription factor activity, RNA polymerase II-specific; RNA polymerase II cis-regulatory region sequence-specific DNA binding; protein dimerization activity. The transcript has a single exon. The record is from RefSeq and is a predicted model, not a curated record. Gene Ontology annotation, biological process: regulation of transcription by RNA polymerase II.
AUGGGUAGGAGAAAGAUUAAGAUGGAGAAAGUGCAAGACACAAACACAAAGCAAGUUACCUUCUCGAAGCGUAGGCUGGGUUUGUUCAAGAAAGCGAGUGAGCUUGCGACGCUGUGCAACGCCGAGGUUGGUAUUGUUGUCUUUUCUCCAGGAAACAAACCUUAUUCCUUCGGGAAACCGAAUUUUGAUUUGAUUGCAGAACGGUUUAAGAAUGAAUUCGAAGAAGAAGAAGAAGCAGAUAGCUGUGAAACAUCAGGCUAUAGUAGAGGCAAGAGAGCUAGACAAGAGAAGAAGAUAUGUAAACGCCUCAACUCGAUCAUCGAAGAAGCUGAAGCUGAGAAGAAACAUGGAGAAGAUCUUCACAAGUGGCUUGAAUCUGCUCAACAAGAUAGGUUUAAUAAGCCCAUUGAGGAGCUUACUCUUGAGGAGCUCAAAGAAUUUGAAGCUAAGAUUCAAGAAACAAGGUGUGGGAUUCAAAGUAACAUUAAUCAUAUGCAGGCUUCGUCUUCUCUCAUGUUUCUCUCUAAGGAUAAUUAGCAAUUAUGCAAACGAGGAAUCAACUAGACCGAUUUGGAACUUUCAUUUUGCAUGUAUUAGUCGUUAUAGAUUUAUAUGGUAGAGAUGUAGCAGAUGGUUGGUACAAGUUUAUUGAUUGUAUCUUCCUCUUGAUGAUCGAUGGUUUGUAACUUUCGGUUGCAAAAUAUUAUUAUGAAGAUUUUAUCUUUU